Rubroshorea leprosula is the source of this 609-nucleotide messenger RNA. Lineage: Eukaryota; Viridiplantae; Streptophyta; Magnoliopsida; Malvales; Dipterocarpaceae. The record is from the annotation of a GenBank genome assembly.
CUAUUUACCAUGAUCUAUUUUUGCUAGAAAACCAAAUACCUUGGUUUGUACUUGAGCUCUCUUUUUUGACAAGACUAGAGGCCCGGAAAGCAAAAUGACUUUGGUUGAACUUGCUAUCACAUUCAUCCGCUUCGCAUUCUCAUCAGAUGAUAAACAUCUGAUAUCGAAUGAGCUUCUUGACGGCAGCUCAAGGAUCGUUCAUAUCAUUGAUCUUACGGUACGUUAUUUGGGUUCCUCAGCAAAAGAGAGAGAAAAACAACAGCCGAAGCAGUCGCCAUCCAGGAUUAAUUGGGGAUGUUAUCUGUGUUCCUCAGCAAAAGAGAGCAAACAACAGCAGCCAAAGCAGUCGCAAUCCCUGAUUAAUUGUAGUUCUAUUCCUUCUGCCACUAGACUUAGGGAGGCAGGAGUCAAAUUUAAAACAGUUGCAAAAAGAAGCAUACUGGAUGUAAGAUUCGACAAGAACGACGGUAAUCUUGAAAUCCCAUCUUUGCUGAUUCAUCCAGCUACGGAAGCAAUAUUUCGAAACCUCAUUGGCUUCCAGAUAUGUAGCCCUUGGGUUUGGUGGGCUUGGGGUCGCUCCUAGUGUGACAAUAAACUACACAGUACGUG